AUGGCCCAUGAACUAACCGCUCGAUGUUUUUGUCCUUCCAGAUCUAGGCCCGUCCGCAUCUCCCGCCAACCCGGCGCUUUCUCCGCCGCCGCAGCACACUACACACCCGUCCAGCCUCCGAGCGUCGAGUCUCUCGGCCGCUGGAUCACCUGGCCGGUCCAACUCCCCCCGGGGCCGCAGCGUCACCCCGAACCCCCCAACACCCUCCCCGUCCUCUCGAAGUACCGUGCCGCCUGGGAUUCCUCGACGUCGCCGGAAAAUAGGAGGGCUGCCAGCAGUAUCUACUACACCACCGCCUGGGGCUCACCGUAUGCCGCACCCAGCCCUCGGAGACUUUCGCCGUCAUUGAGUCAAACCGGUGUUGUCGACCGUGUGUCCGGAAAUAGCUCUCCGGCCUCGAUGCGCAGUGGCAUCAACCACGGGUCCGAAUCGAAUAACCCCGAACUCUUGAGACCGUCAGACGCCCGAGACAGCUCAGCUAGACAACUGUACAGCGGCAUCCUUAGCCGGUCUCCAGGCAGAGACUUUUUUGGUAGGAAAGGAGGGAAGUCCAUCAAGGAUUUUACACAGGACUGGAUCAAUCAAUACCUCUCCGGUCAGCCAAGAACAGAACGUGGUAAUUGGCUAAGCGACGAUUCGGGCAGCGAGGCCCCAUCGUUCUUUACGGCACAGAACAAUUUCGCAGAGGACACCUCGGACGAUUGGCUCGGCCUGGAACAGGACACCCGCGACGAAGACCUCUUGAAGACGCCCACCCUCGCCGACUUCGUCACCCGAAGGGCCACCGCACCUCGUCGGGAAGGUAGUGUUCCUCGCCAAAGGACCAAGGAAUCCCUUCACAGGCGAGCCGACACCCUCCGACAAGAGGACUUUUGGGGGUUCGCAUACGACAAAGAUCCCCAGCCAAUCGCAAUGGACUCGAAGGAGGCACAGUCCCUCGUGGAACAGGGGUUGACUCCGGCAUUUCCGACGAUAGAGAAACCCCUCCCGCCAACCCCCGCCGACGAGUCGAGGGAUGCCCCCUCCUUGCUGGGACGAUCGGAGAUUCCUACCGAUUCCAAGGCCGUGAAAAGCCUGGGGCUCGAGAGGAACGGACAGACGCCGAUACAGAGAACCAGAAAGAAGAUUGUUUGGCGUGGGAAGGCAUGCUUCAUCGCGCUUCCGCCGGAAGAUAAGAGAGGCACCGAGGAGGCCGCCCAUCCCCUUUUGACCGUGGAAGAUGUCGACGAGCGAUUGAGGAAUUGGGAGGAGCAAGGCUAUGAUACCCGUGGAUUCAGUAUCUGCGGACAGGAAGACCUAUCGGAUGUCGAGUUGGGUGGCUUAAGUCGUCCGCUUUACCCCGACCCAGCAGACGUCCAGGAAGAAUGGGACACAGGGAGAUAUGGCGUCAGUAUCCCGAACAAAGCAGACUGGGAUUCAUAUGUCGCUUAUCUGCAGGAAGAAAAAUUGCGCGCCUUGGGCGUGUCCCUGGGCGAGAUUGAGCCAAAUCCAUCAAUAUCGCCUGCGUCUGGCGCUAUGAGCCAGAUGGGCCCCUUCCCUGGCCUUGUUUCGUCCCCACCGAUCCCGACAGCGUCGGCAGCCAGCAAUCCGAUGUCUCUGUCGCAUCAUUUCUCCCCUCAAUUGGGUCAGCAUGUAAACCCUGCCGGUCUGGGAACGCUGGCCUCCCCCGCUUCACAGUUCGGCAUGCAGACGCCAUUCCUGGGUGUCGAGCAAAACCUUUUGCCGGGCUAUUCUCUUCCGUUUCAACCUACCCCCCCUGCCCAGGGCUCUCUCACUCCUCAAAGCUUCUUCAAUGCGCGUCAAGCAGGCGCAGCUUCAAUUCCUGGCACACUCCCCCACCUGGGCUCGAUCUUGUCUCCUGUUUCUCCGCUGAACGAGCAUAACGCCUUCCACCCUGGUUUGAACGACCAACAAGGGCCACCAAAGGAAGUUUACGGUGACCAUGAUAUGCGGGACAAUGCUAUUGAAGGCCAACUGCUGCGUCCGGUUCACACACCUACAGAGAACCCCGAUCAUUUCCACGCCUCGACCGUUGAAAUUGCCCAGCCCACACCCCGUGGUCACAGCCGCGGCCAUAAUCUGAGCGAAACACUCCAGAAGGGCCUGGACAGGAUCGCCCCAAGUUAUCACCUGGAGGAGUCUAUAGAUCGACAACUUGACGAAGGCGAUCGCGAGCCAGCUCUCCACAACUUCGAUGGCUCCGCACUGCUGCAGUCUCGGUGGGCUUUACCAGGGAAUGAAAGUCUCGGGGCGCAUCAGUUUCCUCAACACAUGCAUCAAUUUUAUGGUGGAAACUACGUUGGAGAGAAUGUCCACGAAGGCUCCGAUAUUGAUACGAACCCAAGUCUUUCUGGAACGCCUCAGCGACAUGGGCCUCUCGCAAAUAACAUGCCGUGGCAUGAGUCAAAACCAAGUGGCGGCUCAUACACUGGUGGACACCGCUCGAAGCUUUCAUCAUCUACUCUGAAUGUUGACGCGAAAGAGUUCAACCCGUCUGGUUCCGGGUCUUCACAAGGGUUCCAAUUCCAAGAGAACCCCUUUCAGCCCGCAGCUGUUCAAAAUCCUAUGUUUACAUUUGGUGGCCCGGUAUCGAGUUUCAACCCUUCCGCCAGUGCCUUCAAUCUCUCCGCCCCUUCAUUCACCCCCAGCGCCCCGAAAAGCCAUACCGCUCGGGGGUCUGGCGACUUCAAAUUUUCUACCGCCUCCUUCAAUGUCGCGGCGCCUGCCUUCAAUCCUACCGGCAGUACUUGGGUCGCAAAGCCUGAGCGGCCAGCAGCUGCCAAGACAAAGAUCUUCGACGAUACCGAUGCGUCAGAAGCGUCGAAGAAGAAAUCCAAGGCCAUUCCCAUCGUUCGACCAGAUGAGACCAAGGAAGAAAAGAGCAGUAAAGAGGAUGGCGAGAUUGAGAACAACCGGCCAACCCGCACUGACCGUCACAAGCGUGCCCGCCGUGGUGAUGAGACCACGGAUGGAGAAGCUCAGAUCAGCAUGUCUCAUGCUCUGUCAGAGACCAGCAACCUCCAGGCAUCGCAAGUGCCCAGUGGACCUUACGUGCCUGCCGAAGGCAAAGAAAACGAGGCCCCCGAGGAAGGACAGAACAACGCAACGCUUCAGAAGCCUAUCCAUAUUCAGGAUGACAAGUUUGCCGAAAGGAAAGAAACACCGAUCAGCGAAGCGUCUACCUGGACACCAUUUGAGAAGAAGAACGAUAGCACAGAGUCAGCCAACAUCAAAAUAUCCGAAUCCGAAACGCGCCCUGCCGCAAAAGAAAUUCCUUCGUCUAUCGACGUCAAAGAGCAGGAGCAGCCCAAUGCUAGUCCAAAGCUUACAUUCCUGUCACCGACUGCGAAGGCAUUCCAAUUCAAACCCUCCGUGCCUGAACACGCACCUGCUGCCGCUGGAGAGCCAACACCUGCUCCCAAUAUGGAUAACGGAAAGAGCGACAUUACUGCUUCGAAAUCUCCGGCUUCUUCGAAGCGUGACCUCAUACUGUCCGAAACGGCAGAAGACUCACCCGAUGAUGAGGAGCUCAACGCUAUCAUGGAACAGCUAAACGAUGAUUCGGAUGUUGGCAUUGAGCGGCUGAGUACUCCCCACCCUCGUGGUUUGCCCGACUCCGUUUUGCAUCCGUCCAAAGAGAAACGCCACAUCCCUGCCGAUAUCAGAAGCGAAGCUCCGAGCCCAAGUCCCGGACGGGGCCCGAUGGCUCAUACGCUGGAUGUACCCAAGCUCGAUUUCGAUGCCCAGUCCCAGUUCUCUGUCUCGCCUUCUAAGUUUGCCUCCGGCAUCCAGUCUCCCGUGCGGCAGUUGGCUAACCGGGAUGAUCACAUCAGCGAUUGGGACGAUGUUAUCUCAUCUGGUGAAGACGAGAAGCUGGCGAAUCGAAGCAGGUUCUUUGAUCGUCGGAUCAACGAUCUCGUCGGCUCCGCCAUCGAUGAGAGGUUGACGCCGCUGGAGCGUGCUCUGGGCGUCAUCCAAGAAUCUGUCAUCGCACUGACACCGGGUCCUCGCACGAAACUGGAAUGGAGUGCAUCCGUUGACGGCGAUCACAGCGACGCCGAUGAUGAGGAGGAUGCAUACGAAAAUGCGUCAUACAGUACACGGUCCUAUCUCCGCCAAAAGGAAAAGAUGGAUAAGCUGAAGAAUGUCUUUGUGGAGGUACUGGCAUCUCGUGACAGCGAGCAAGGAAAGGAUCAGGUCGCAGCUUCUGAACUCGCGCAACUACGUGAAAGCGUCUCUGCUCUCCAGGUUUUGACCAUACAGAAAAUGUCCCAGGACCCUGUCUCGGAGUUGAGAGAGAUGAUGCAAGAAUUCGCCUCAACCCAACUCAACAACCAGCAGCCCCCGCGUCCUUCCGAAGCGGAGGAAAUCGGCGCGGAAAGCCUCAUGCUCCAGAUUGAUGGUCUGAAGGAAAUGCUUAAAAUGUCUGAUGAGCGUGCUGAGCAGGAAUACAAGCUCCGGAGAGAAGCCCAGGACUCUGUUUCAGAACUCCAGCGGCUUCUGAAGGUCGUUGAAGAUGAUGCCGCGCGCCAUAUUGAGGCCGCGGAGUCUGCCGAGACUCGCCUGCUCCACUUCAAGGCAGAGAAGAUACCCUACUUCGAGAAUAUCCAGCACAAGGCCGACACUCUGGAACAAGAGCAAGAGACGCUCAAAUUUACUCUUGCUGAGCUGUCGUCAAAGAACAUCACGCUUCAAGGUACCUUGGACGAGUACCGUGUUUCUGGCGACAACUGGAAGCGGGAGUAUGAGAAGUCUCAGGUUGAACUGGAACAAGCCGCCGCGGAUAAGAAGGUCCUACGUGGUACUGUUGCCCAACUCAAGACGCGUCUGGAAGACGGCAUGAGUAUCCGACACAAUCUGGGCGAGAAGCUCGACCGUCUACAAGAUGAAAUGGCGACCGUUACACGAGACGUAACCCACGACCAGGCUUCUUGGCGACGACGCGAAGAAAAGUUGCACGCCAAAUACAACGAGUUGCACGCAGCAUAUGUCCGCGAGACGAAGCUGCGUGAGAAGCUCGAGCUGGAUCUUGGCGAGCUUGAAGAAAAAGAACGUGAGGCGGCUAAACUGAAGUUCAUCUUCGGACAAUCUCAACAGGAGAAUGCAAGACUCGAAGAGCUGGUGGCACAUCUGCGACUUGAGAAUCACGACAUGGAAGCCAAGGCCGCUCGCUUUGAGCGCGAGUUCAACGAGGCCCGUGAGAGCAGUCGGGUUGAGAUCCAACGCACCAGGAAUUCGCUUGAGUCAGACCUCGAGGUUGCUAACAGCCAAGUCAAUAUUGUUCGUGCUGAGCUGGAGGCCCAGAACCUCCGCCUUCAAAGUCAAUUGGACAACAUCAGACUCGACAGUGACACGGCCCGGGAGCGCUACGAGAUGUUGUUGGAAGAAGCGAACGAGACGAAGAUCAGCACCCUGGCUGCUGCUGCCGACGCUAAAGAAUUGGCUAUAGAGGAGCAACACAGGACGCACGAACGUGUUCUCAAUGACCUUCAAGAGCGCCACGCCCGCGCGCUGCACAACACAACUGAAGAUAGACAACGCGCAGAAACGCAUCUGCUGGAUCGGCUGGCUCUGUCUGAUGAAAAGGCUCAGCAUUACCAGGAACGCGUCCAGCUCCUUGAAGAGAGGCUUGAAAUCGCACAGUCUGCCGCCCGCGCUGCUGCUGAAGCGGCUCAGUUAGCCAAGGCGGCACCUGGUGCAUCUGUGCCUUCCCACUCGGACUCGCCCUCGAUCUCAUAUCGCCAGGGUUCGAUGGUGCCCGAAAAGAUUUCGCCUCAAGCUUUGAGGGAAUCGAUUUUGGUACUCCAAGACCAACUGCAACAGCGUGAAACUCGCAUUGAAGAACUUGAGCAAGAAGUCUCCGCCAUUGACAAGGAUGCACCCAACAAGAUCAAGGAGAAGGAUACGGAAAUCACCUGGUUGCGUGAGCUUCUCGGUGUCCGUAUCGAUGACCUCCAGGACAUCAUCAGAACCGUGUCACAGCCUUCCUUUGACCAUCAUGCCGUUCGCGACGCCGCCAUUCGUUUGAAGGCCAACUUGCAGAUGCAGCAACAGGAGCGGGAAAGAACGCAUUCCGGGCAAAGUUUCCCGAGUCUCCCUUCCCUAGCGGAGUUGACUGCAUCGCCACGAUCUUUUCCGUUAGCAGCCGCGGCGGCAUGGGGCAACUGGCGCAAGGGGAAAGAUACUUCCCACUCCAAUCUUUCUGAGCAGACACCGUCGAAACCAGGCAACGCCACUUCAUUUUUGUCGGGACUGUUGACACCGCCUGCUUCUGGCUUCCGACAGGCUUCCCCCCACACCGGUCCUUCUGCUCCAGGGGGUUCCAGACGUCCAUCUGAGAGUCGACCCUUAAGGAGCUACAAUACCCCGAGGCAGGCGCCUGCGCGUGCAAGCAGAAUGCGAGAGCCGCCGAGUACUCCGCCACUGCUUCGCAGGUCAAGCUAUGACCACGACGCCGAGCCCGCCGAUUACGCACACGACUCCUUCGGGGAGGACACCGAAAGCACGGCUGACGGCCUAGUGUCGGCAUCACCCAGAGAUGCGACAGACGGACCUUUUGGACCACAAAUACAACUAUAG
This is a messenger RNA of Aspergillus heteromorphus CBS 117.55, 6579 nucleotides long. RefSeq names its product putative myosin class II heavy chain (MHC). The record is from RefSeq and is a predicted model, not a curated record. Bases 1 to 6579 code for a protein of 2192 amino acids. NCBI's taxonomy places the organism in Eukaryota, Fungi, Ascomycota, Eurotiomycetes, Eurotiales, Aspergillaceae. Gene Ontology annotation, cellular component: cytoskeleton. The transcript is spliced from 2 exons.